AGAAUCGUGGCCGUGAUGGCGGCGAUGCUGGAGGAGACCGUGAACGCGACUGAGGCCUACUUCAAGUGCGCGUCGCUUCCCACCUUCUGCGGUCCUCGCCCGCUCAUCACGCCUGCAGCCUACGUAGACAGGAUCAUGAGGUACAGCGGGGCGAGCCCUUGCUGUCUGGUGAUAGGAGCGAUCUACCUGGAGCGACUGAAGCAGCGGGAUCCGCAGGUGUACCUGACCCUGGACAACUACCAGCGCUUGUUUCUGCUGGCGGUGAUGACGGCAUCCAAGUUUCUCGACGACUACUAUGUCUCCAACAAGCGCUGGGCAGCCAUCGGAGGCAUCUCACUGCGGGAGAUCAACCAGCUGGAGCUGGAGUUUCUGUACCGGCUGAGCUUCACGCUCUACGUGAAGAGGAGCGAGUACGACUGGUAUGCGGAGGAGCUG
Molecule: messenger RNA, 435 nt
Organism: Guillardia theta CCMP2712
Lineage: Eukaryota; Cryptophyceae; Pyrenomonadales; Geminigeraceae
Exons: 1
Biological process (GO): regulation of cyclin-dependent protein serine/threonine kinase activity
Molecular function (GO): protein kinase binding
Source: RefSeq, a predicted model, not a curated record